AUUGUUAGCAUCGUCAAGGAAUUGAGCAAGUAAGAUGUCUUCACUACAAAAGCUUCCAUCGGAUACAGUACGUCUAGUAUCAAGCUCCCAGGUUAUUACUUCUAUAGUUAGCAUCGUUAAGGAAUUGGUAGAGAACUCAUUAGAUGCACAAAGUGACAACAUUGAAGUCAAAUUGGAAAAUCAUGGCUUUGAAAAGUUGAAAGUUCGAGACAAUGGGACUGGAAUUAAAGCAGAAGAUGCUGUGUACAUGGCACAGAGACACUACACCUCUAAGAUAUCCCAGCAUGGGGAUCUAGAAUCAUUAGAAACGUAUGGUUUCCGUGGUGAGGCUUUGGGCUCACUAUGUGCAAUGUCAGAUGUUACCAUAGUAACAAAGACAUCUGCAGAUGACUUUAGUCAUAUGUAUGUACUGGAUCAUGAAGGAUAUAUUAUAUCAUCGAAACCAUCUCAUCUUGGAAAUGGAACUACAGUAACUGCUACCCAAAUAUUCAAAAGUGUACCGGUGCGUAAGCAGUAUUACUCAAGCAUCAAGAGACGUAGGGAUGAACUCAAGAAAGUGGAGGAAUUAUUGAGGAGUUUUGGAGCAAUCUGUCCCAAUGUACGCCUUUCCCUCUACCAUAACAAAAGCAAUAUCUGGCAGAAGAAUAAAGUAGCCAAUCAUAAGGUGGCUUUAAUAAACAUGUGGGGUUCAAGUGUGAUGUCACAGAUGCAACAUGUUCAGCGAUUGGUUGAUGAGGAUGGAAAUGGUCAAAUCCAAGUUGAAGGCUUCUUACCUCGUCCAUUAGUCAACAGCCAAUCAGUGACAAGAGCAAUGCCAGACAGGUGUUGGAUUGCCAUUAAUAAUCGACCAAUCACCUUCAAGGAAAUUGAAAAGAUGGUGAAGCUAGCAUACUGCCAAGCAAUAAAGCAAGAAACUUCAUCCAUACGCUACCUGACAAUGUUUCUCAGCAUUACCGUUCCUUCACACUGUGUGGAUGUGAACCUGGAACCCAAUAAAACCAAAGUGAUGCUCCAGAAUAAGGAGGAUGUAUUUUCAGUUCUAUCAGGGUUACUUGAAGAAGUUUAUCCCAGUAAUCACCUUCCAGCAGUUGGGACUACAUCACUUCAACAAGAGGACAAUAUUGUAUGCAACACCAAAACAACAACCCAUCAUCCAAUGUUAUUAGAGGACAAUAUUGUAUGCAACACCAAAACAACAACCCAUCAUCCAAUGUUAUUGGAGGACAAUAUUGUAUGCAACACCAAAACAACAACCCAUCAUCCAAUGUUAUCGACGGACAACAUUGUAUGCAACACUAAAACAAAAAAUUCGCAUGAAAUGUUACUGGAAGACAAUACCAAAACAACAACCCAUCAUCCAAUGUUAUUGGAGGACACUAUUAUUCCCAAUCUCCAUGAUGACACAGUUACUGAGGAAAACCAUUCUGACAAUAAGGAAGAUGUACAUGAAGAUGGUAUAAGAACACCAGAGAUACGGAUUGAGUCACUGAUGGAGUCAUCACCUAUUCAAGACUCUAUCAUCGAAUCGUGUGAAGAUGUUCCUAAUGAAACUCAAGAUGAUUUGGGAAGUUCAGCUGGUUCGGGCAAAGAUGAAGCGUUUCAACUCAAUUUUAGUAUAUUUGAUGAGGAUUUUGAACUUGAUGACAACAUUGACAGUGUUCUUGUGAAUAGACCACAGGAACAUGAGAAUUGUUCAAUUGAGUCCAAUACCUCAGAGAUAGCAUCAGUUGAAGGCAGCCGUGGGUCAAUCUCAUUGGAUUGUAUGGAUGAUAACCCAUCAGUGAACAAAUCAUUGAGUCUUACUGACUGGAGUAAAGGAAGAGGACUAACAAACAAAGAUGGCAAAGUAAUACAACCUGCAACCUUACUUAUCCCUACAACAGCAAACAGAGAGAAACUUGUGACCAAUCACAAUGCACCCAAUCAACUAUCAGCCAAUCAGGAUGUUGGAAAAUCAGCUUCAUCCUUUCAGACUACAUUAGUCUGUGAACCACGUUUACAACCCCAAAGCAACAGCGGGGAUAGAGUCAGGUUACCUGACAGCAUCUCUCCUGGAGGCCAAAGUAUGACAUCAUAUUCCCCUUCAGCCAAUCAGAAGAGAAGCCCUGGCAAACGGAGACUCUCAUUGGAGAAGAAAGUUGGCAAAGGAAUCUUAUUUGAUCUGAUUGGCCAAUCAACUAUCAGAAGACCUCUCAGUCCAUUUGCGUUUUUCUCCAAAGAAAUGAGACCACAAGUGGUAAAGAAGAACCCCAAAGCUAACUUCAGUGAAAUCACGAAGACUGUGGAAGAUAAAUGGGAGGAGUUGGAUGAAGAGAUGAGAGAGAAAUAUGAAGAAAUGGGACGGAAAGACGAAGACAGGUAUCAAAAUCAGUUGAAGACAGCUCAGAAGAAACUCACUGCUGAUUCUGAAAGAACACAAGAUGACAUGCCAACAAGAAAGAAGAAAAAGACAUCACUGCCAUCUAAUCAGGGAUUAAUUGACAAGAUGCUGUUGUCACAGCAACAGAGGAUUUUAGCCAAUCAGCAAACAGCUUCUGAAACGUCUGACAUACCGACCAUAGAUGUAUUAUUCAGUUUGAUUGGUCUGGAAAGACUGAUAGAGACUCAGAAAGAAGCAAGAGCCCCGGAUGAAGGAUUUCACCUUAUUGGUCCAAUUGAAUCACAUGGUGUUUGGCUUGGUUGCCAAGGCAAUGAGCUGAGAGUGUUCAAUCAAUACAGAGUGGAGGAGACCCUUCUAUUUUACAGGCUGAUGGCCAAACAUGAGUUACCACGGCAACCAGAAGAUAUACCUAUCAUGCUUUCACCCGAGCUGCUUGGUGGUGAUAACAACUGGAAUAUGUUUCUUUCAAGUAGUCUAUCGAGUCACUCCAGGCCGCCAGAUCCUGCUAUUUAUUACACUGAUGAUCGACUGAUGGCCAAUGGUUUCCAGAUUAAACAGACGAUUGAUUCAGAUACAAAGGAGAUCAAACUUCAAGUAGUUGCCAUGACAAAGCUGAUAAACUAUUAUGGGAUAGAUGAUCUUAAGGAGAUACUAGAGUUAAUCAAAGUUGAACCACGUCUAGAGCUGGGUCAAUGUCGACCACUUAAAGUCACUAACUACCUCAAGGGAGAAGCAGUUCGCAUGGCACGUAGUCUACCAUCCAACAUGUCUGCUCAAGAUAUAAAAAACAUCCUGAAACGAAUGAAACAAUUACCAGAUCAUUGUCAGACAUGUCUACACAAUCUGCCCUUUGAACACCUCUUGUGUUUACUUCCAUAAUCUCAGGUUUAAUCUUCUAAAGCCUUUGUCUAGAGGCACAAUGUGACUGUUUUCAUAAUCAUG
Asterias rubens (European starfish) is the source of this 3322-nucleotide messenger RNA. RefSeq names its product PMS1 protein homolog 1-like. Gene Ontology annotation, molecular function: ATP hydrolysis activity; mismatched DNA binding; ATP-dependent DNA damage sensor activity. The record is from RefSeq and is a predicted model, not a curated record. NCBI's taxonomy places the organism in Eukaryota, Metazoa, Echinodermata, Asteroidea, Forcipulatida, Asteriidae. The transcript is spliced from 15 exons. Gene Ontology annotation, cellular component: MutLalpha complex. Gene Ontology annotation, biological process: mismatch repair. The coding region runs from base 35 to 3259 and encodes 1074 amino acids.